AUGGAAGAGGCACAGACUCAAAACCCUAACUUGACGUUGAACGAGCAACGGCCAAACCCUAAAACGACACGAGGAAGGCAGAAGAUAGAGAUAAAGGAGAUCAAACAGGAGAGCAAGAGACAAGUCACUUUCUCAAAACGGCGUCGUGGCCUCUUCAAGAAAGCCGCCGAGCUCAACGUCCUCUGCGGCGCCCAGAUCGCUAUCCUCACUUUCUCCCGCUGCGGCAGAAUCUACACGUUCGGUAGCUCCGACGUCGACGCCUUGCUCGAUAAAUAUCUCAACGGUGAUCCGGUUAAGAUCGGGGAAUAUUCCGGCUCCGGAGAUGCUGAAGUGUCGACGGAGGAGCCAUGGUGGUGCCGCCCUGUGGAGAGCAUACCUGAGGCGGAGCUUGAGGAGUAUGUGGCGGCGAUGGGUGAGUUGAGAGAGAACGUGGCGGCGAGAAUCCGGCAGAUGGGUGACCGGACGGUGGAGAAUGCUCCGGUGGGUGUGAAUUCGACCGUUGCCAAUAUGUCGGAGUACAGACCAACGUGGAGGAAUCUGACGACGGAGAAUCAUGGCUCCGUUAAUCUGACGGUCCGGAAUGAUCGGGGGCAUAUUAUGGCCUUUGAGGACGAAGGAUUUGAAGAUCAGUUUCUGACCUAAGACGGGAAUUAGAUUGAAGUGUUUUUUUUUUCCAUGUAUAUUUUAGCUAUAAGCAUUUGAUUUUCUAUAA
Messenger RNA from Tarenaya hassleriana, 712 nucleotides. Its product is annotated as agamous-like MADS-box protein AGL29. Lineage: Eukaryota; Viridiplantae; Streptophyta; Magnoliopsida; Brassicales; Cleomaceae. Gene Ontology annotation, biological process: positive regulation of transcription by RNA polymerase II. Gene Ontology annotation, molecular function: protein dimerization activity; RNA polymerase II cis-regulatory region sequence-specific DNA binding; DNA-binding transcription factor activity, RNA polymerase II-specific. The transcript has a single exon. The coding region runs from base 1 to 642 and encodes 213 amino acids. The record is from RefSeq and is a predicted model, not a curated record.